Symbiodinium necroappetens is the source of this 3977-nucleotide messenger RNA. NCBI's taxonomy places the organism in Eukaryota, Dinophyceae, Suessiales, Symbiodiniaceae. The record is from the annotation of a GenBank genome assembly.
AUGCAAGCGUGCUUCGUGCUUGAAUGCUUGAAUUCGCGAAUUGCUUAUCGGGGCAUUGGCAUUGAAAGGAGAUACCAUAAUGUGCACGUGGAGGAGCAAGCUUUCGAUCUCGCAGCCACACUUCUGAGCCAGAAUGGGCCAGAGGUUGCCACCGGCUUUCCAGGAGUUGGCCAACAAAGCAACAACAGGCUUGACAAGAGUAAGAGUUGUGUCACGUUGCAGGCGCGCUGCACCGCUCAGGAGCGAGGCGCUCCCAGGCGCCUCUGCGAGGCCCUGAACGCGGAACCCGCCUUGAAGGUGAAGGACGCCAGCAACGAGCGUUUGAUCCAGCUUCACCUACGUCUGACGACGGUGGCUUCGUACGCGGAGCUCCAGGGCUUCGUCCGUCGUUGGCCAGGCACUGCUUGCGCCGUAGCGGCUGUAGGCCUUGGCGGUGCAGACCGGAACGUGCAAUUUGCUGCGGUCUUCCGGGAGGCUUACGGAGACCGCGACGUUUUAGUGGCAAAGACUCGCGCAAAAGCUUACGGUGGCGUGGGACCUUUGCACAUGUUUGCAGAAGCCGAUUUCCAUGGUGCAGUGGUGCUUGAGCCUGCUAUCGAGCAUGUUCUGAAGUACGAGCCCGAGGCCAACGUCAUGAUUGAGUUGAAAUCUCCGCCUCAGUGUCCGGAAUUCGAAAAGUCGGCGGUGGCUUUCGACGCGGAGGCUGCACUUUCAUCCCGGGCACUGUGCGCGGCUGCUGCUCUGGCCCCUCGUGGUGACGGCCCGUCAGCCUCCUGCUUGCUCGCGAAAGAGCUGAUGGUCCGCCAUCCCACUGCACCGGACAUCCAGACUGCCGGCUGCAAAGUGCCAGGGAUCCAAGAUGCUCGAGAAGUGAGCCACGACUGCUUUGCGACCUUCGUGCAUUUGGCCCAAGCACGUUUUGCCGCGAUGCCUGUGGAGCUCGCGCCAGUGAUGGUGGGAACAGAGGCCGCAUCCGGCGUGCAUGAAGGCCGUGAAAGCAUAGAUCCUGACGAGGAGGCUCAGGUUGAGAAGCAGCUUCUGGCGAAGGCACGACAAGUGCCAUUGCAGCCCGACUACUUCACUGGUGGACCCGACGCACCAGCAAAAAUCGGAAGAAUUCACUUGCUCCGGUGUUUCGGCCGAACAGCGUACAUUGGGCCACAUUGGCCUUGUUCCAUCAUCAUGCUGGCAGUCAUUUUGGGCAUCGGCAGCUCCUUUGUCAUGUACCAUACAGCAAGAGCCAGCUUGCUACACUCUGGUCUAGGCGUUCUGGCAACCGUUGGCUCCGCAAUCUCAUUUUUAUGCUGUGCCGUUUCGAGCCCUGGAAUUCUGCAGCCGCGGCCCGGGAGCAAGGGAGGUCCAGGAGAGCCAGAGCAGUACUUCGCUUCAAACGGGAAGAGGCAUUGCACAGCGUGCAACAUCAAGCAGCCAGUCGGUACUCUUCACUGUGAUUAUUGCCAUGUUUGUAUUGUCGGCUGGGAUCAUCACUGUCCCUGGAUGAACAAGUGUAUCGGAGAGAGCAACCUCUUCUUCUUCAACUCCUUUCUUGGCAUCAGCAUGACCUCUUUAGGUGACAAGAUACCUCUGUCAGCAAGGUUGGGAAGUUGGCUCCGCGGCUGUCAGUCUUCCUUCUCUGACUACCAAGCCUUUGGAACUGUGGAGGCAGUCGCAGCUGCGAUGCGAAGACACAGUGCCAAUGCGCGCUUGCAAGAGGCUGCCGCCUCGGCCCUGAGUUCCGCUGCGUCCUGGCCAGCCAUGCAAGCAGCUGCAACCAACAACGGUGCCACGGAGGAGAUUGUCUCCGCGAUGCGCCGAUUCCCUACCGACCCGGAGCUCCUGGCGGCAGCAUGCAGUGGUUUAGCAGGUCUGGCUGCAAAUCAUCCUCUGAACCAGUCUGCCCUUCUCGGCUGUCGCUCCAUUGAGGUGAUCGUUUCUGCCAUGGAUGCUUUCGUGCACCAUGCUCGGCUGCAGACCAUGGCCUGCGGAGCCCUUGGAAACCUCGCGGCAAACAGCCCGAACAACCAGGCUGCCAUUGCUUCCCGAGGAGGUUUGCAAAGGGUGGUAAACGUGCUGAAACACCAUCAAUCGAAUCCGGUUGUUCUGGCAGCGUCUCUUGGGGCUGUUUGGUGCCUGAUGAAGCAGCACCUUGCCAAUACAGAAAUGGCUGCGCAACUAGGAGUGGCAGAACUUUCAGCUGCAGCGCUGCAGACCCUCGGAUGCAUCCACAUCCGCGAGAGCGCCACCCGGAAGAGCGAGGAGUGCGCAGCAUGGAAACUGCAGCAAGAUGUGGAGAGAAUACUGCACGAGAGCAAGCGCGAUCUCCUGCGCAGUUUAGACUACUACACGCAGUCAGCCCGCAUUAUCAAUGCCACUUGCAGUGCGUCAAUGGCAUCAGUCCCCAUGCCUCCGAGCAUCUUCGAGCAGCCAGACCCACCCUCUUGCCAACCACCGGCUUCUGGAGCGAUGGAGGAUCACGUGGCCACCAGCGAUCCAUCGAUUUAUUUGUCCGCCGACUUCGUGCCAGAGAAGUUGGGAGGAUCCCAUCUGUCGAAUGAGGAUCAGAGCGUACAGAAAAUGUCUUCCAGGCAGAGGCGCCACAUGCGCUGGAAGAAUGCAGAAGCUAACAGCAAUUUUAUGUCAAAAUCGCAGAUCGGCAAGAUCAUGUCUGAGGCAAGUUGGUCAGAGCGCAUGGUGAGGAGUAAAUGCUUCGAGUGGUUCAGUGGCUCCUUGAUCCUGCUCAACUGCAUAUUUAUUGGAUGGCAUACACAGAUGAUGGCUUUGCGGGCUAUUGAGCACACGAAUCAGAACAUGGAUCCACAAGUGAACACUUCGACCGAGGUAUUGAUCAUGCAGGUUGGCUUCACCGGGUGCUUCCUGGUGGAGCUCUUCGUGCGAUGGGCAGCUGAAGGUGUCAUCGAUUUCUUCAGGUCGGCAGACCUGGUGUGGAAUGUACUGGACGUCGUAUGCGUCCUCAUUGGUGUGGUGGAUGCUUCAGCUGAGAUUGUCAUGCUUGCGACAGGGCUCGAGGAACAGACUCCUCUUCGGGGCUUUACCGUGAUGAGGGUGCUGAGGGUGGUGCGAAUCGUGCGCGUGGUCCGCGUGAUCCGGAUUAUGCGAUUCUUCCGAGAGCUCCGCAUGAUGAUCUUCAGCACGGUGAACUGCUUGAAGUCCGUCGUUUGGAUCAUCCUGUUUUUAUUCGGGUUGUUCUACAUGUUUGGUGUUGCCUUCACGCAAGCAGUCACAAGCUAUCUCGACAACCUUGAGAUGAGAAAGCUGUCCGAGUACUCUUCCUUGCAGCUCUACUUCGGCACUUUAGACAGCUCUAUACUGGCUUUGUACAUGGCAAUGUCCGGGGGGCAGAACUGGCACGUCUACUACGACUCGCUGGCCACCAUGAGCGGUGGGCAGUUCUGGUGCUUGCUGUACAUUCUCUAUAUUACCUUUGCAUUAUUCGCAGUGGUCAACAUUGUCACCGGAGUGUUUGUAGACACCGCCCUCCAGUCGAGCAAAAACGAUCGAGAAGUGGUAGUGCAGGAAGAGCUGGAGCAAAAGCAGGAUUACCUGAAGCAGCUUCAUCAGCUGUUCCAGGCCAUCGACGAGAACUCCGAGGGUCGCAUCACUCGCGAGGUCUUGCAGCAAGCUUUCAGGCAUGAGACCAUCCUUGCAUACUUCUCCCAUCUGAAGAUAGAUGUCCCAGAUGCGGCCACGCUUUUCGAGCUCUUGGACUUCGAUCAGUCCGGCACGAUCGACUUGGAGGAGUUUCUUCAUGGUUGCUACCAACUCCAUGGUGAGGCAACACACCUGGAAGCAAAGAUGAUGCAAGCAGAAGUGAGGUUUAUGAAGGAGACCUUGAUCAAGCUUGUCGAUGACAUGCAGAAAGUGCAGGAAAAGCACUUUGCCGCCUACUGCUACCGCUUCACUGAGUUGCAGGCAGCGGCACCCGGAGAGCCUGGACUGAGGACACGGCAAGUGCGUGA